GCAGUUUUCGGUUGUUCGUUGCGCGCGUGAGACAGUGUUAUCCGCGGUGCAGUAGCAUCAACGAAGAAAGAUGGAGUUCGUGUGGGGGUACUCGUGCAUCGUUGCGCUGCUGUUGCUGCUGGCGGUGGUGCUGGUCUGGCGUGUGGUGUCCAAAGGUGGACGCAGCCAGAAACCUAUGCAUGUCCAGAAGGAGCAGUCUGUGGAAAGUGACGUAAUGGACGCGCCGAGCUGCCCCAAAAACAUACUCAGCAACCGUUCGCCGAAGCCGGAGGCGCAGCAGAGAGCAAAGAUAACGGUGAGGGAGAGGAGGCUGUUGAGGGCGCGGCGGAGGCGGCUCAGGGCUUUGCGCAGGCUGCGCCGCUUCCAGGCGCCAAUCUCUUCCCCCACCAGCGACAGCGACACCGAGGACGUCGCAGCUGCCAGCAUCAGCCCCAGGAGCAGGAAGAGGCGUCGUGUCGCAGUUCAAGAUGACGCCUACAAGGAUGGCACUAGUGGCGCAGCCUUACGGGGAGAAGGACCGCCCAUCAAUCACACCCGCUGCAUCGCAGAGUGGCUGGUCGCACAGGCCCACCAUCUGGGGGCCCACCUAGAUGUAGAGCUGCCGCCAGUCAACAGCACCGUCUACCAGAGGCAGAUGGCAAGGAUGAUGGAGACCGCCCUCUCUCAGUGCGCCAGUUCGGCGACAGGGGUCCCCAUGGAGAACCCUACAGGUUUGCUAGGGCAACGCAGACGCAGUAGUGCAGACAUUGUUCCGGAUGAAGCACUUCAGAAUAAAUCUCGGCCAAAUCUGGAUACUGGUGAUAGAGAGAAUCCGAGUAAGAAAACAUGUGUGCAGCAUACAAAACCUUCUCGCAUCGACCGAGCAACGCAGGCAGCAGACGCUGUUUUCAGAGUGAAGAUCAGACCACCUGAAGUACAUUCGGAAGCCGACUGCAUUCGUCAUCGGAAGAAGGGAGAGAAGGUGGAGGCUGCAGUCUCCCAUGAAGCUCGUGUGGCGACAGCGGGCCCGAGUUCCAAGCCUACAGGUUUGCUAGAACAAGCAACACAGACGAAGUACACGUUUUUCAGAAGAAAGAACAGACUGCCUUUAGGACAUUCAGAAGCCGAGGCGUGUCCUGCUAUGAGUAUAGUCCAUCGCCAGGAGAUGGGAAAGAAGGUGGAGCCUGCUGUCUCUCAUGGGGGUUGUGUGUCAACAGCGGGCCUGAGUUCGAAGGCUACAGAUUUGCUAGAACGACACAAAUGUGAUGCUACAGAUGGCGGUGAGCUGCGAGGAAAUAAAUCUCAGUUAAGUGUGGAUACCACAGACAGAGAGAAUCCGUGUAAGACGCAGCACUUGGAACCAACUGAUAGUGACCGUGUAGCACGGGCAGCGGACGUCGGAAACAGAACAAAGAACAGACUGCCCCAAGCUUGUUUGGAAGGCGGAAUGUCUCCCAUCAUUAGCGCCAUCCAUUAUUGCGAGAAAAAGAAAAAGAUGGAGGCUGCUGUCUGUCAGAGCGGGUGCGUGCCGACAACGGGUCCAGGUUCGACGGCAGCCCAGAAAGUCUCAUGCAUGGAAAAACCUAUAGGUAUGUCAGGGCCACACAAAUGCAGCACUGCAGAUGUCGCUUCAGAUGAAGUGCGACGAAGUAAAGCUCAGCUGAAUGUGGAUAGCGAUGACAGAGCAGGCUCACACAAGGGAGGUUGCACACAGUACUUUAAACCAACAGAUAAUAACCCAUUGACGAAGGUAUCUGACAGAAAAGACGGAAUAAAUGAGAGACCGCGAGUAACUGAUGUUGACUUGACGUCACCUCUUAUCGCUAACUUAUUGUAUCAUUGCCAGAAGGGAAAGACAGUGAAGACCGCUAUCACUUCGGCGAUCCACCAGACAGGGUUCCAUAUCGAGAACUUAACGGGUUUGCUCGGAGAAUGCAAACGCGGCGCUUCAAAUGAGCAGAGCCGAAGUGAAAGUCGACAGAAUGCUAUUGAUGAUCGAGUGGAUAUGUGUAAGGAAUCGGGUGCUGUGAAACGUAGUGGUGACGAACCCUCAGUGCAGGCAGCAAGCAUCGAUAACAGAAAUGAGAAAAGACAGCCAGAAGUCGUAGAGACACGCCAACAUGUCAUUUCCUCAGAAGAGUGUGCAGCCGAUGGGUGCAAGCGAAAGGUAGUGGUCACUGGUCGCGCUGCUGGGGAAAUUCAGCAGUUUGACAACGAAUUGUGUGCUGCAGUUGGUGUAGAGGUGUUACCUGGCUCAACAGUCAAUAAAGAUAGCAAAUGCAACGAGGUGGAAGGUGGACAGAUUGCAGACAAUGUUACAACUGCGACAGAUGGUGACCGUUCCAAUGCUGACUUCGCAGUGCCACAACAACCCGAUGUUCACGCUCACAAAUUGGUAGCAAAGUCUGAUAACACUAAAAGACAGCCAGUGGAGAGUGUACAGGGUGCUCACGAUACAUCAAAAUUGGAGGCGAAGACAGAUGCCGAAAAACACGCAUUAAAAUUACCCAAGGGCAGCGUUCAUGAAGGCAUAGAAAGUGAAAGCUUAAAAACCAUUAAUAGUAGAGGACAAUGUCCGUCUAACUCUGUGGGAGAUGUGUGUAAGCCCUGUCGCGUACUUCUGACACGGUUAAAAGAGGUUAACAGGUCAAAGCAAGGUACGGCUGCCACAGAAGGAGUUACUUGCAUGUUACCGGCAAAUAACCGCCCUCUCACCUCAGUGAAUCGUUCAGCUGUCUCCAAAGGAGGUGCUGCCAAAGUUGGUAUCUCAAGUGGAAACUUCGCAGAACCCAAGAAACUGAGGGGGAUUAAAGGGUUCUCAAGUGACCAGGAUCCUCCAGUCAGUCACGUUCCUGAUGGGAGUGACAGACGCACAGGUUCUGUUUCCGCUAUGCGUGAAGAAGCAAACACUCAGCCCACUCAGCCGGCAACGACCUGUUCAGAGGAGACAUCCAAAGGAAUGACUGAUACAGAGAGCAACGUGGAGGAAUUGUUGGCUAUGCUGGUCGAGGCAGGCAAGCUUGAUGAGGCAGAAGGCCCGAUUUCUGGUCGACGAAGCUGUUCUCCUGCACGUAGGUCACCGUGUGGGAAUAACAGCCAAAGAGCUUCGAUGGCCAUAAAAUCUCACACCCAAGUGACCUCACCAGGUGAACAGAGGCAGCCCAAAACAAAACUUCGAAAUGAAAUUAGAAAAGAAUGCGGAGAAGGUGGCGAGCAACUGUCCACAGCAGACGCUGCUGCUGCAGAUUCGGCGAACGCUCGAAGGAGAUCUAAUCGUGCUGAGGAGCCAAGCGUGCAGCAGAACACGACUACGGGGGAGGAGACUGAUUCUCUCAGAGAGAAGCUGGUGGUGCGUUUCAGCAGAAGCCAGCCUACAGAGCGUAGUGAAGCUCCGGGAUCGCCUCCGCAGUGGAGACUCGUGCCAAUCUCCGCGAAGAGUUCUGCCGCGGCGAAGCAGUACUGCUCGUCCGGCAAGCAGUGGCCGCCCCCGAACUCAGAGCAUUCGCAGUCGGCGGGCAACAGCGCGCAGCCACGUCGCCAGUCAACUGGAGACUCUUCACAGUCCGUGCUGUCGCGUCAAAAUUCGCCCUCCUAGCAAGACUCUGACAGCGACAGGCAUACGGGAUGACAGCAAGACUCCGGAGAGCUGCUAGUACUGGGGGCUUCGUGUUGAGGAAUGGCGGCAAAGUAAGAAUCCUCAUCGCUGUCAUACGUGUGAACUGUAUGUAUAAUUUUUUUUUUUUUCGUUAUCCUGGAGCUGACAUCUGCUCAUCCUGUGUCUUGUUCUUUUGAAAUAAGCCUCGGAGAGUCUUUAAAGUGUAAUGGAACUUGCCCACUUGAGAGUCUGGAUGCCUACCAGGCGCGUUUGAAACCUUUGUCUAGUGUGUAACACAAAGUACCUUCUUUCCUGACAGCUUUGCAACGUUGGCUUCGACUUAUCAGCUCCAAAUCGUUGAUGUUUAACAAGUAUUGAAGAGCUCAUAAGUAUUUCAUGUCUGACAUACGUUAUAUUACUAUUAAUCGCCUUCCUUUGUACUACGCACCAACAAUGAGGCUCUAAAUUGCCAAUUCAUUUACUUCCAAAUACAACAGAACAUUGUCCAUUGAGUCGCGGUUUGUGUAGCCUCUAGCAGCUAUUUAAGAGCCAAGUCUCACGGGACAUGGUAUUUCUGCAUUUCCAGCAAAACCGUUUCUAGAUUUUCAAUUUAGAGCUGAGUUAAGGUUGUCAUUUUGCGUAACACUCCCACAGAUCGACACAUGUGAAGAAGACAGUUGUGAAAGCUGUGGAAAUAUCGUGUAAACUGAUAUUAUGUAUUACACUGCAAACUCGAAAACCUGAAGAUUACGUAAUCACCGAUCACUACACUGAUAUAUCGUACACGAAGACGGCUUGUAUAGCGCAUGAGAAGUGGCGUUUGAUUUUGAUCCCGAGUGUGUAGUUGACAACAAUCGUUUGAGAUAGGCUUGUGGCGCUAGGAGGGGAAAUUUUGUUGAACAAGUAUAACAAUAAACAGGUCCCCAGACUGUAAUAGCAACACAUGCCUUUUUAUGUGCUGUGACUUCCUAGUCAAUCUGUCUCCUCUAUUCGAUGUACACUUCUGUUAUUGGGGUAAUAAUUAAAGCCUGUAUUUACAUUUUUAUAGAAUAAUUAGAGAGAUAGAGAGACAAGAAUUUAUCUAUGCUUUAUGUAAGAGGUCUUGUAUUACUUUGCAUGAAAAACAAGAGACUUGUCCACAAAUCCAGGAUUUUAUGCCAGGAAAGUUCCAGAUACCUGAUGAUGCUCUUAUUAUCUUUCCAGACGAUGUGGACCAAAAGUGAAUAGUGUAUUGCUUUGCAGAUAAUGCUACUAUGAUUGAAAUGACGACAGAUUUUUACAUUGUCUGCAUGUCAUGGAAAGAAAUGGGACAGGCUGUUCGUCAGAAUGCUUUUUUUUUUUUUUAAAUUAAAUACUUAACGUUUAAAACCAGUAAGAGACUGAUCAUCAAUAAAUUAGGAAAAAUGUGUAGAGUGAAAUUAUUGAAAAAUAUAGUACAAAUCGAGAGCUGCUUUAUUGUUCAUUUACAAACAUGUCUUACAAAUUAUAUACACAAAUCAGAAGUAUUCCUUUCUGGUUUUUAAUGGCAGAGUUUGACUUUUCAUUCUGUUAAUGUGUUAACACCAUUCUAUUCCAUAUUCAUUGGUUACAUUCUGUAAUGUGUAACAUAAACACUAUCCUAAUAUUUACAUUCCUAAGACUGCCUAAUCUGUCGUACAAUAAGAAAUCACGUUUUCCACUGCUCGAAUUGAGGUUUCUGCUUGUAACCCUUACCCUGCAAUAAUGUAUGAACAAUACAAAACUUAGAAAAUGUAAACUAUGUUCCUUUUGCCGUUUUGUUUUGCAAGCAUCUGUUUAUGCCUUACAAGUUUCUUUAUGUCAGUAUUACAUUAAUAUGUAAUUUUCGACGAAAAUAAUUAAAAUGUUUUAUAUGUUGUAACACUUAACAAUAGGUUGUAAUCCUAUGGGAUUCUUUCCCUUAAAAUCUGUAGUUACAAUAAAUUGAUCAGUGCUUAGAAUAUGUGUCACAUAAUGUGUGAUGCUAUUGAGUAUUGUGGCAAGUAGACCAAAACAAGUAUCAUCUGUAGAGCUCCGAUGUUCAGUAUGGAAAAUCAUUUUUUUAUAAUGUCAUUUCUGUAAUGGACAAGAAGUCAAAUUUUGUUUCAAUUAGUUAUGAAAUAUCAUUUCUUGCCUGGAAAAAUGAUUCUGCACUAGCUUUUUUUUGUAACUGUAAGUAACUGUGUUUCAUUAAAUAAAUUUAGAAAAGUU
This is a messenger RNA of Schistocerca gregaria, 5782 nucleotides long. RefSeq lists its product as uncharacterized. Lineage: Eukaryota; Metazoa; Arthropoda; Insecta; Orthoptera; Acrididae. The transcript has 6 exons. The record is from RefSeq and is a predicted model, not a curated record. The coding region runs from base 71 to 3574 and encodes 1167 amino acids.